Physella acuta is the source of this 1205-nucleotide messenger RNA. Its product is annotated as chymotrypsinogen B-like. NCBI's taxonomy places the organism in Eukaryota, Metazoa, Mollusca, Gastropoda, Physidae. Gene Ontology annotation, molecular function: serine-type endopeptidase activity. Gene Ontology annotation, biological process: proteolysis. The record is from RefSeq and is a predicted model, not a curated record.
AUGAGACUGAAGCUGUGGACAUCACCUGGACUUCUGGUCUUGGUCCUCUUAUUGCUGGCGUCACGUGCGGCUGGGAGUCCCUACCAGGUGAGGUCAAUUGUUUUUCGCAGGUACAGACAAAAGUCUAGUUCUGCAGAGUCCGAAAAACUUCUAGACGGACCGGUGACGUGUGGGACCCGACCUUUGUUCGAUGGCACCAAAAUCAGUCACCCCGACUCUCUGAGCAGAUCUACUAAAAUUGUUGGGGGUCACGACGCUGAGCGAGGAUCGAAUCCCUGGCAGGUCUUGCUGUCCUUGAGAAGAGUUAAUAGUUCUCCUAUAUGUGGAGGAACUAUUUUAAAUGAAUACUGGAUUCUGACCGCCGCCCACUGUUACAGGGGUGUAAUCAGCUCUUACAUAGUUGCUGGCGAUCAUAACCAAUUGAUUGAUGAAAAGAAUGAUCAAAAGUUUGAUGUCGAAAACGUUAUAAAGCAUGAAAAAUACCAAAAGGCUACAAAUAAGAAUGACAUCGCCUUAGUAAAAAUCAAGCCGAAGAAUGGCCGUGGGAUCCAGUUCAAUAACUACGUCCAGCCGGCCUGUCUGCCUGAUGCCGACACUGAACUUAAACCUGAUCAAAAGUUUACAAUCUCUGGAUGGGGACGAAGAAAUCGAAACGAAGUAGAAACGCCAAGUGUCCUACAAGAAACCCAAGUUGAACUCAGCAGCAACACAAAGAUUUGCUGUCAUAAUACUUACGACCCGAGCACCAUGUUAUGCUCCCCAGCAGAGGAGCAAAACACUAGCAAGGGCGAUAGCGGUGGACCUUUAGUUGCCUACAUCAACGGCGUUUACCAACUGUUUGGUGUAACGUCGUUUGGAAAUUCGAGCUGUUCCAAUCAUCCGCAUAGUUACCUCACUAAAGUUCAGGCCUACUUAGACUGGAUUGAUUCAACCAUCCGCAACAACAGCAAGAAUGAUGAAGAGAAAUUCCUACCGCCUCGCCCCUACGACUGAUGUAUCACGUGAUGCUCAACAACAUUCAAAGAACGAAAGCCACCAUCGGCCCCAUGUUAGGUUAAACAACUUUUGUUCAUUUGUAAAAGUUAAGAACAUUAGACCUAUAUUUACUGCAGGUUAAUCAAUUCUGAAAAAUCAAAUAAAAACUGUAUUUCAAAUUUUACAAUACAUACUAUUAAUUGAUAACAAAUUAAUAAACAAUAGCAAAG